Molecule: messenger RNA, 1678 nt
Organism: Vigna umbellata (rice bean)
Lineage: Eukaryota; Viridiplantae; Streptophyta; Magnoliopsida; Fabales; Fabaceae
Source: RefSeq, a predicted model, not a curated record
GCAUAUGAUAACUUUUCUCACAAGAUACUAAUAUUCUGUUUAGCAUAAAAAAGUGAAUAUCCUAUUUCACCUUUUCAAUAUUAUCAUUGAACUUGUCUCAACUACCCCAUCCACCCAACAAGUUUAUCCAUACAACUUUAUACUUGUUAACAAUUAUUGAAUUCUUGAUUAAUUAAAUCACAUUAUCUCCCGAAAUUUUGAAAAAAAUAUUAUAGCUAUAAACCAAUGAGAGAUUUUCCCGACAAAAAGAAAAAAACAAGAAACCAUCAUUUACCAGCUAAUUAUCCACCUAAAAGAUGAUAAUACUGAUUACUUUUUUUUUUGCUUUACAUGGAUACAUUGUGGAGUCUGACUCGACAGAAAUAUAAUAUGCACCAUGUAACUAAACGAGUUUUCUCUUAUUUUUCGAAGUCAUAAUAUUUUUUUUUUUCCAUUUCAUACUUUUCAAUUAUGUUUUUCUUUACAUCGAUCUCAAAAUAUAAAGAAAGUAUCCCUUUUUCGCAUGGUCAUGAAAAUGAAGUUUAAUGGUAUUUCUCAGUUUAAAGGUAGUUCAUAAUCAUUUGCACACAUGGACUACGUAUGUGUUUAGACAUAUUGGACCACUUUUUUUCCUUUUCUCACUGAGAUGAUUAAUUCAUGAAGCACGCAAUUCCAUAACUCGGAACAAGUGCGUCACCCCCACAGUGGCCCCAGAAUGAUCACGCGAGUUUUGUCUACUAAUGUUAUAAUUAUUAUCCUUUUUACUUUCUUCUUCGUUAUUCUAUGAAUGAUUGGUUGUUUAAAAACCCCUCUACCUUAUUAUACAUGAAUCAUGAUGGCCACCUAAAUAGACAUAAUGGGAUGUUUCAAUGUGCUCAAAGACAAGUUCUAUGACAAGACUAAAGUAACUAACAUGGCUUCAAGAAGGUCACCACCCAAAGAAAGUAACAUGGCUUCAAGAAGGUCUCCACCCAAAGAAAGCACAUUGGCUCCACCAAAGUCUCCACCAAGGUCUCCACCCAAAGAAAAUACUAAGCCACAGGAAUUCAAACUCCACACUCAAGAAAGAGCUGUCAAGCGUGCAAUGUUCAAUUAUGCUGUGACAACAAAAUUCUAUAUCAUGGAGCUGCAAAAGAAACAAGAGGAGAGGCUGCAAAAGUUGAUUGAAGAGGAAGAGGUUCGUUUGCUAAGGAAGGAAAUGGUUCCAAGAGCUCAAUUGAUGCCUUAUUUUGAUAAGCCAUUCUUCCCACAAAGAUCAAGCAGCAGGAGUGUUCCAAGAGAAUCGUGCCUCCACAUGAUGAGCAGCAAGUGCUGGAGCUGCAGCGUUGGCAAUGAAAUUUACAGCUUGCACCACUAUGGUCACCAAGCUCUCAAACCCAUCAAGUAGAAGCUUUGUGGGAAAGAGCAUGUAAAAUGUAUUCAUCUUUGAAUGUCAUGCAUGUUGUACACUAUCCUUAGGAAACUUAGAGUUUUGUACCAUACCAUGCCCCCACAACCUAGCUCCUUCAUUAGGCUUCUGGAGAUGUUUUGAUGAUGUUUUCUUUCUCAUAAAAUAAAGAUCAAUCAUGUACUUUUGUUGUUGUGUCUUGAUCUUGAUUGGUAUUUCCAUAUACCAAUGUCAAUGUACCAAUAUUUUCACAUUCCAAUGCCUUGUACUUUUUGGAAAUCAAUAGAAUACAAUUAUCAUUUUGCAUCUGAA